AUGGCAGCGCCAAAGAUGACCAAGAACCAGAAGCGGCGCGCGAAGAAGAAGGCCGACAAGCUCACAAAGACACACGAAACCAGCGAGACGCCCGAAGCCACAAAGCCCGACGAGAGUGAAUCAGACGCACCGACCGACACGACUACAAGCCUUGAAGUUAAGGAGAAUGCCUCUGCCGCCAGCACUGUGCCCGCCGAUGGCCCGAUCGUCGAGGAGAACGUUUUCGAUGCGGAGGAUCCUGCCUACGCGAUGUACAGAUCCAUCUUCUCCAAAUUCGGCGCAGAUAGUGGAGAAGACGCGAUCUCGCGGGAAGCAAACGCCGGAAACCAGGGCGAGGUCUACUUUGAUGGCGACGAUGAUAUCCCCGACGAGGAGGACGAGUCUGGUGGUGCGAAGAUGUCAAAGAAGAAGAGGAAAAUGUUGACAAAGCUUUCGGUUGCCGAGCUCAAGGCGCUCGUUAGCAAGCCCGAGGUCGUGGAGUGGCAUGACACAUCUUCGUCGGAUCCCCGGUUACUCGUCCAGAUCAAGGCGCAACGCAAUAUUGUGCCAGUGCCGACACACUGGUCCUUGAAGCGCGAGUACCUUUCCUCGAAGAGAGGCGUGGAGAAGGCGGCGUUCCAACUCCCCAAGUUCAUCGCCGAUACAGGCAUCUCGGAGAUGCGCGACGCCGUACUUGAGAAGCAGGCGGAACAGAGUCUGAAACAGAAGCAGCGCGAGCGUGUGCAACCGAAGAUGGGCAAGCUCGACAUCGACUACCAGAAAUUAUACGAUGCGUUCUUCAGAUUCCAGGAGAAGCCGGCACUCACCAGAUUCGGAGAGGUAUACUACGAGGGCAAGGAGUACGAGACGGACCUGCGGCAUCUGCGGCCGGGCGAGAUCAGCGAUCCACUCAAAGAGGCACUCAGCAUACCACCCGGUGCGCCACCGCCGUGGCUCAUUAACCAGCAGCGUUUCGGCCCACCGCCCUCGUACCCAUCGCUCCGGAUUCCUGGCCUGAACGCUCCUAUACCAAAUGGCGCGCAAUGGGGUUUUAACCCUGGUUGCUACGGCAAGCCUCCCGUGGAUGAGUACAACAGGCCGCUAUUUGGUGGUGACAUCUUUGGCAUUAUGCAGCCGACGCAAACAGCGCAGCAAGCAGGAGAGCCUGUCGAUCGCACAUUGUGGGGUGAGCUGCAAGUAGCCGAGGAAGAGUCCGAAGAAGAGGAGGACGACGAUGAGGACGAGGACGAAGAAGAGGAAGACGAGGAAGUCGGCGGCGUUCAGGAUGUUUCCGGCAUCCAAACCGAGAGUGGCCUCGCAAGCGCCGUGCCCACAGACUACGGCACGCACACCGACAUCGGCGGCGAGAUGGACCUGCGCAAGACGAGGCGCGGCUACGAGACAGAGGAGAGCUCGCACCCAAGAGAGGCAUACACCAUCAUCAAGGAGCGCCAGGCACGCGCCGAGGGCUUCUUUGGCAGCGAGCGCGUAUAUGAUCUCAAGAAUGCCCCCGGCGGCGGCGGCGCCGACAACAUGCGUGUGCUGGGCCAAGGCGACGACGACAGCGGCCGCAAGCGCAAGAAGCCCGGCGACGUCGAGGUGUCUGUGGACGCGGACGCGCUGGCCGACGGCAACGGCCUGAGCAAAGAAGAGCUGCGGAGGCGAUACGAGGAGAACAGCCGACAGCAGGGCGUUGGUGCGCAGUGGCAAGGGCGCGAGGAAGGGCUAGACGAGAUGAUUGCCAAUGAGAGCCGGAAGAGGAUAAAGCGCGACGAGGAGAAGCGGGACGAGAGGAAGAAGUACAGGUUUUAA
Messenger RNA from Microdochium trichocladiopsis, 1791 nucleotides. RefSeq lists its product as uncharacterized. Lineage: Eukaryota; Fungi; Ascomycota; Sordariomycetes; Xylariales; Microdochiaceae. The transcript is spliced from 2 exons. Gene Ontology annotation, cellular component: nucleus; U2-type spliceosomal complex; U2 snRNP. Gene Ontology annotation, biological process: mRNA splicing, via spliceosome. Bases 1 to 1791 code for a protein of 596 amino acids. The record is from RefSeq and is a predicted model, not a curated record.